Caenorhabditis angaria is the source of this 2376-nucleotide messenger RNA. Lineage: Eukaryota; Metazoa; Nematoda; Chromadorea; Rhabditida; Rhabditidae. The record is from the annotation of a GenBank genome assembly.
AUGGCGACGGUGAGUUUUAUUUUAUGAAGCUUUAACAAGAAUAACAUUUUUUUUACAGCUCUUUGAAUUUGGAUUGACAAUAAUCAAUUACAAUGAGGGAAUGCAUUGUAAGAAACUAUUGAAUCAUGCGUGCAAAAACUCAGUAGUGAUUAUUAAAAAUCACGUAUACAGAAACGAAAAUAUGGUGCCUGGAAGUGUGCUGAAUCACAUUUUGAAAGAAAACGAGAUGUUUGCACUCAAACAUGAAAAAGAAAACUUGUUCAUAGUUUCAUGUAACAAAUUGGGCGAAAUUGAUGAGGAAAAUAUGAAGGAAAAUAUCGAAAUGCUUGUCAUGCAAUCAGAUGUUGUCAAGGUGAGCUACAUUCAAUAAUAAUAAUUUCAUAAAAGCAUAUUCACAUAUUCAGGUUUUCAAAGAGUCGACGUUUGAAAGUAUACCAAUAAAUUCAUUUUUUCGCCAAAGCAUAUCAGGAUUAUAUGAAGACCAAAUGUCUAGUGAUGAGAGUGAUGUGUCUUUGUUUGGAACAAGGAAUAUUUCAGAAGGAGAAGAAGAAGCCGAAGAAGCCGACAACAAUGAUGACGAUUCAGAUAGUGAGUAUUAUAUGACGAAGUUACGACAAGCUUUGGAAAAGAAAAGGAACGAGACAAAAACAAAACCAACGGAUAAGUCGGUAGGUUAAAAAAAAUACUUGACUAUAUAUUCCAAUUAUAUUCAAAACUCAAUAGAGAAAGUAACCAUAAAUUAAUUUUUACAGCCAGUAACUGAUUUGGAUUUGGACACGUAUAGAGAAGUAAUUUCUGCUGAAAUCGAUGAACAUAUAUCAUCACUGAAUUCUUUCCAAAUCGAUUUAUCUGUUCGUCGUUUAAUGCCAGCGAAGGAUAUCGAUUUUUGCCGAAUAAUCAGAAAAGUUACGAAAUCUGGAUCGUUGAAUUGUAAUGUACCGGUUGGAUAUAUUGAGUGAGUAUGAAGUGAGCUCUAGGGACUGAUGAUUGAGAUAUUUCAGAUAUGCUGUUGUUUUUAUAACAUCGGAUCAUUGUAGUAUGAAGGAGGUGAAUCAUAUGCUUGUGAAUGGUGAACUUCCAGUUGUGAUUGUCGACAAACAAACUGCUAUUUUAUAUGCACUUUCCCAGCUUGGAAAUAUCAGACUUACGCGAUAUUUUUCAACGCCAGAGAAAAUGGAGCAUUUACGCACAUUUGCGAAUUAUUUUAGUAUUGACUUUAACACAAUACGAGAACUCCCGAAAUCGACACUCGAAAAGAUUCAAACGUUUUUUUGUAAGGUAGAAUUUUUAUUUUCAACACCUAUAACAUUAUAUAGCUGAAUAACAAACAUAAUUCCAGAAUCUGUAUCCUGACUGGCUAAUGCGCAUAUCAUUUUAUUCUGGUUCAUCACAUAAAAUAAUUGCGACAUUCUUAGGAAAUUUGAAAACCACCGGGCAUAGUAUAGGACGUGCUCUUCCGCGAUCACUAAGAAGAAAUGAAACGGCUGUUUUGGAUCUGUUGGAGAAGUUUGAUUUUGAAUUAGGAAAUUUGGCCCAAUUGAAAACGGUAACGAAAAUGAAAAAAUGCAAUUUUUUAUGAACCACAUUAUUAUUUAGGAUUUGGAAACUGUUUCACCAGAUCCAAAAUCUGCAUUCAGAAAUCGGUUAGUGGAUACAACGAUUGUCAAUAAUUUUAUUCGAAACAAACCAGCUGCAAAUGUAGAGAAAUUUUCUCGAACAAUUCGUAAACGGAAAAAACCAUUCACCAAAGAUUCGUUGGAGGAGAAAUAUGAGAAAUUUUUGAAGAGACCGAAAUCAACUAUUCCAGUAUGGUGUCUGCGAAAAGCCGCAUCAACAAGUGCUAUAGCUGUAAAUUUAGAAGUAGGUUUUUAAGAAAGUUUUAUUAAAUAACAAAAAAUAAUUUAUAGGAUGUCAAUGAGUGGAUUUUGGCAAGUUUGGAGUUUCAAUUUGUAAUAAUGGUUGGAACAGUUGAUGCUGGUUUCAAAACCAACAUUUUGUUGAAAAAAGAAUCGGUUGAAACAGAUCAAGAAUAUUCAUGUACGAUUCGAAGUCGCCAAGUUUCAUUUUUGUUGUAUAACAACGGAGUACUAUCUUCAGCAAAUGAUGUAAAGAAAUUUUUAAAGGAAAAUGGAUGUGUUGUGACAAAUCUAUAUAAACAAUCUGAAAUUUUUGAGUUCUUGAGACGAUUUCCAGACACAUGCUCUGUUCACAGCCUAGAAGGUAAGAUUCCAACAAAUUUUAGGAUGUUCUAAGCUGAAAAAUAUUACAGGCCCAGUUCAAGAUAUAUUUGAUGGUUUCUUAAAAACCGGAAAUGAAGAAAAGAAGAAACAACGAGAAUUGAAAUUGAGAAAAAAAAUUACCUCGAAAAAACAUUAA